This is a messenger RNA of Magnolia sinica, 903 nucleotides long. RefSeq lists its product as uncharacterized. The record is from RefSeq and is a predicted model, not a curated record. The transcript has a single exon. Bases 1 to 903 code for a protein of 300 amino acids. NCBI's taxonomy places the organism in Eukaryota, Viridiplantae, Streptophyta, Magnoliopsida, Magnoliales, Magnoliaceae.
AUGGAAGCCUUCUCCGCAAAUCUGAACUAUUUACUUGCUGGCGGCAGUUGCGAUCCUUACAAACUUCCUCGUGGCAGCCCGAUCAUCUCACAUCUUUUAUAUGCAGACGAUAUGUUAGUCUUCCUCAACAGUGUCCAAUCCUCUCUCAGUGCAGCCAAAAAUUUUCUGCAGCUAUUUCAAUCAGCGACGGGUCUUAAGAAAAACAAUAGGAAAAACAACUUUUUAUUCUCUAAACACAUUCGAGCGAGCAGAAUCAGAGCCUCGGAGCGCAUCUUGGGCUUUAGUAAAGCAGGAAAUGACAUUCAGUACUUGGGAGCCCCUCUUUCAAAAGCCAGGACAAAAGUUGCUGACUUUCAGUUUAUCAUCGACAAGGUCAACAGGAGAGUUAAUGGUUGGUCAGCUAGCCAUGUUUCCCAAGCUGGCAGAGCAACUCUGAUUCGCCGCGUUUUGGAAAGUUUCUCAAUUCAUGUAAUGGCUGCAAUGCAUAUUCCCUGUCAGGUGAUAGAUUGUCUUGAAAGUCACUUCGCCAGUUUUUUUUGGGGCUGGGUUGAUGGUAAAUGGAAAUUACAUUGGAUAGCUUGGAAGAAAAUUGUAAAGCCGGUGGAUGAAGGAGAGCUAAGUAUUAGAAGUUUGAAGGAGGUUAUGGCUGCCCUGCGUCUGAAGCUGACAUGGGCAGUUAAAUUUGGAGAAAACAGUGGGUCGUGGGUAUCUCUCAUGAGGGCUAAACACCACAGGGAUCUCACUGCUGAAAUCCAUGCAUCAUCGCAGAAAAUUACAUCCCCCUUCCGGAGAAAAAUCAGAACUUUUCUCCCUGUUUUGACAGAAAAUGUUCAGUGGCAGGUCGGUCGGGGUGAGCUCAAUCUUUGGGCAUAUAAUUGGACGGGAAUGGGCCCCCUUCAGUAA